GGAACGCUGCCGAAUCAUUUUUCGCAACGAUGCGCGCGACCCUCCGCCUCUUCGCCACCGUCCGGCCCGCGGCGCGCUACCUGGAGCCGGGCACCCCGACGGGCCUGACGGGCCUCUACACGCACGCCUCGCCGCGCUCGACCCUCCUCUACCUCUACUCUACGACCCUCGAGAAGCUCAAGGCCGUGCCCGAGCACUCGGUCUACCGCCAAUCGGUCGAGGCCCUGACGAAGCACCGCAUGGGGCUCGUCGAGUCCGUGGUGCCCCCGGGGUACCACGAGUGGGCCGAGAAGGCGCAGAAGCUGCUGAGCGAGCGCCCGGACGAGUUCGACGUUAAGGGGAGCGACAGCGUCGACGGCGCGCGCGCCAUCAAGGUCGAGCGCGGCGGCCGCGCCUUCGUCGUGCGCCAGAUCCCCCAGAAGGAGGACAUGCGGUACGAGGAGUGGGACGGCGAGCAGGACGAGGGCCCGGAGCUCGAGGGCAGCCGGACGCUCGAGGAGAGGCAGGAUCUCAGGCACAUUUUCGAGCGGAAAGACAUUUCCGAUGUCGACCACGUCGAGUGGGAGCCGGAGCCGCAGCUGACGGCCGACCAAAUCGAGGAGCUCGAGAACAAGAUCGGCGCCGGCCUGAUCGAGGAGGUCAUCCAGGUCGCCGAGGGCGAGCUGAAGCUGGUUGACACCAUGAUCGAGCACAAGGUCUGGGAGCCUCUUGAGGAGCAGCCUGCUGAGGGCCAAUGGGUCUACUUUGAGCGGAAGCCAUAAAAUGGGAGGUGUAUUGUACAUCAGAAACUGUACAUAAAUAGACUCGAUGCACGCCCAGCCCGCCCGGGCAUAGCGUUCAGUUCGGGCACGGUGUUCCCUAUCUAUCCCUUACAGGACGAGGGAAAGGUUAU
Molecule: messenger RNA, 892 nt
Organism: Thermothelomyces thermophilus ATCC 42464
Lineage: Eukaryota; Fungi; Ascomycota; Sordariomycetes; Sordariales; Chaetomiaceae
Exons: 3
Coding region: 30-761 (243 amino acids)
Biological process (GO): respiratory electron transport chain
Source: RefSeq, a predicted model, not a curated record